AUGGGCAAAGGGAAGCAGCAACAAUCGACAGGCAGCAAAGACAAAGAAGACGGCGAUGAAUUGGCAGGUUCCACCUUGGAAGAUUACUUUGCCACACACAAAGUCAGUGGCCUUGUAUCGCAGCAUUUGCUCAACAUUCCAUCGCAGAACAACGUCAUGGCAACUGAAAAGGGCGAUGAAGACAAAGGAUCCGAGCGAAAAAGCGAGCAAGAGAACUACGAGGACGACUACGAGUCCGAGCCAUCCAGUCCAAAGGCAGAACCUCCGUCUGACGUGGCUGGAAUGUCUCUUAGUGACUAUCUCCACGUCAAAGACGACGACAGUGCACAAGCGCAAGAGAAAUUGUCCAGAGCAGAAUCUCUGCGAGUGUUGGCGCCUCAACUCGCCGCAUCCGCCAAGAAACCCGCUCCGAUAUCCGAUGUCAGUGGCAUGUCACUGGAUCAUUAUCUAGGUGCUUCACACUCGGAGGAAAAUGGCUACACUGGGGCUGAGAAGAAGCCAUCUCCGAAGGUCAAGCGGGCAGGUAGCAAGUCCAAACAGAUUCUGCCCCAAGCCAAAGCCACUCAGCAGCCAUUUUCAGUCAAAGGCAGUGGUAUCAUCCACACCAACUCCAGCACGCAGAAUUUGAGCUCUGACGACGAGGAAACGCCCUUCCAGCGGCGUCAGAGGAGGAAAGAUAAAGCCAAACUCAAGCAGCAGCGGAAUGCUGGAGGUGGGUCCAGUGUCUCGAAAGCGAUCUUGAUGGCUGAAGCGCCAACAAUUCAGUCCGUUAGAGACCGAGAGAAGCGGAAAGGCUCGUUGAACGUACACCAUCCCGGCCAUCACGGCUCACACUCGUCUGCGUCUAAUUUCCAGCCUCCAUUACCCAAGUUGGGUGUUUCUCCAUCCGUGCAUAGUCUGAGUCAUAAAGAUCAUGACGACAAACCGGAGAAACUGCCUCCUUUAUAA
This is a messenger RNA of Phytophthora nicotianae INRA-310, 948 nucleotides long. RefSeq lists its product as hypothetical. The coding region runs from base 1 to 948 and encodes 315 amino acids. Lineage: Eukaryota; Oomycota; Peronosporomycetes; Peronosporales; Peronosporaceae. The transcript has a single exon. The record is from RefSeq and is a predicted model, not a curated record.